CAGGAAGAGUUUCAAGAGUGUAACAGAAUGUGGAAAUGCAGAACUGGGUUCAUUAAAAGAAUUUAAAGUCCAGCAGAGGGCGGUGUGUGCAACAAUAAGGAUGCAGACUGCCGUAAAACUACAAAGAAGAAGAAAGAAGAACUACAUGCCCAUGAUGCAUUGGGGGGGCCCGUUGCCCAGGAAACCACUCGGUAUGUCGCUGCUAGCCGCCGUUGCUAACAUCUGAGCCGCGGACGAACGGAGCUCGGCCCGGUACCGACACGUUUGAAACUCAAAGAACCGAGCUGGGAGAUCUGUGUUGGCCCCCUCCAUGGAACGAGCUGCCCGGGGCACCAAAGACACCAGACUGCUGACGAACCAGCCGUACGACGAGAGCCUGGAGGUCAUCGACUCCGAGGAGGUAGCCAGCGUCUACAGCCCGACACCGUGCGGCGGCCACAGCCAGUCAGACUCCAGGAGGACCAGGAAGGGUCGAGGCCUGAUGUCGGCCAACAGCGGCAGUGACGAGUUCGAUGAAGACCACAAGCCCCUGAGGGCGAGCGAGCAAUCCGGCGUGCAGCCCGGGGUCAAUCCACACGAGGAGGACGAGGAAGAGGAGGACGAUGAAGACGAAGAGGAAGAGGAGGAGGACUCUGACGAAGACGACUCGGACGAUGACGACGAGCCCAGCAAGGCUCCGGAGGGGGCGUACGACCCCGCCGACUACGCCAACCUGCCCGUCAGCACCGAGAUCAAGGAGCUGUUCCAGUACAUCACACGCUACACCCCUCCGUCCAUAGAGCUGGAGCACAGCCUGAAGCCGUUCAUCCCGGACUUCAUCCCGGCCGUCGGAGACAUCGACGCCUUCCUGAAGGUGCCGAGGCCGGACGGCAAAGGGGACAGCCUGGGUCUGCUGGUUCUGGACGAGCCCAGCGUGAAACAGGCGGACCCCACGGUGCUGUCGCUGUGGCUGUCAGAGGAGACCAAACAGCACGGAGCCACCGAGUUGAAGAAAGUGACGAGCGUCGCCAGUCCCCAGACCAACCCUCGGGCCGUGGACAGCUGGGUGGAGAGCAUCAGCGCCCUGCAUCGCUCCAAACCUCCGGCCAGCGUUCAGUACGGCCGAGCGAUGCCCGACAUCGACAGCCUGAUGCAGGAGUGGCCGGCCGAGCUGGAGGAGCUGCUGGGCCGCCUGCAGCUGCCGCCGGCCCGCCUGCAGUGCAGCCUGGGACAGUACACCGACAUCAUCUGCAGCCUGCUGGACAUCCCCGUCUACAACAGCAGGAUCCAGUCUCUGCACCUGCUGUUCAGCCUCUACCUGGAGUUCAGAGACUCGCAGCACUUCACACGCAGAGCGUAGAGAGCUUCUCACCUGAGACGAAAAUCUAUACAGGACUGUGCUGUACUGAUUCCACUGAUGUCUGAUUUUGAUUUGAUUUACACUGAGUAUUAGCAUAAUAACACUAUCAAUACUUAUUUACAAGAAAACAAGACAUAUUUUGUAUAUAUAUAUUUUAAGAGAAAGUCAUGGAAUGUAAGUUUAAAUAUUGAUUUCAUAACAGCUGUUAAUCAUUAAACAUUCAUUGUUUUAUUGAU
This is a messenger RNA of Larimichthys crocea (large yellow croaker), 1575 nucleotides long. It is a transcript of the gene ift46, whose product is annotated as intraflagellar transport 46 homolog (Chlamydomonas). The transcript is spliced from 5 exons. Lineage: Eukaryota; Metazoa; Chordata; Actinopteri; Sciaenidae. The coding region runs from base 311 to 1339 and encodes 342 amino acids. Gene Ontology annotation, cellular component: motile cilium; intraciliary transport particle B; microtubule organizing center. The record is from RefSeq and is a predicted model, not a curated record. Gene Ontology annotation, biological process: intraciliary transport; cilium assembly.